UGCCGGAAAAGCGUGACCCGGCCCCGCCCUCAGCGUUGCGGGUUCACCAUGGCGGCGGCGCGGCCGGCGCGGGCCCGGGCCCUGUUGCAGCAGAGCGUCUCCGCUCGGCUGCAGGUGCGGCCGCCCGAGAGCGGCUCCGAGGCGCAGUGGGUGGAGAUCCAGAGAGGGCUUGUUAUCUACAUAUGCUUCUUCAAAGGUGCUGAUGAAGAUCUUGUCCCAAAAAUUGUUGAUACGCUGUUGAACAUUAAAUUAAGUGAAAAUGAAAACGGCGAGUUUGUCUCUGUUCUUGAUUUACCAGGUGAUGUACUCAUCAUACCACAAGCUACCCUAGGUGGUAAACCAAAGGGAAGAAAGAUGCAGUACCAUGCAAACAUUGAAAAAGAAAAAGGGUUGGAACUUUAUUCUCAGUUCGUGACUUUGUGUGAAAAAGAACUGGCUGCCAAUGCCAAAUGCAUGGAAGCUGGUGUUCUUGUCAAGCAUGGCACAUAUGGAAACAGACAGGUGUUAAAACUGGAUACAAAUGGACCUUACACUCACCUGAUCGAAUUUUGAAAAAAUAAAAUGUAUCACGAAUGCA
Molecule: messenger RNA, 577 nt
Organism: Serinus canaria (Common canary)
Lineage: Eukaryota; Metazoa; Chordata; Aves; Passeriformes; Fringillidae
Gene: DTD2
Product: D-aminoacyl-tRNA deacylase 2
Exons: 3
Coding region: 49-552 (167 amino acids)
Biological process (GO): tRNA metabolic process
Cellular component (GO): cytoplasm
Molecular function (GO): D-tyrosyl-tRNA(Tyr) deacylase activity
Source: RefSeq, a predicted model, not a curated record